Messenger RNA from Fusarium keratoplasticum, 1041 nucleotides. RefSeq lists its product as uncharacterized. The record is from RefSeq and is a predicted model, not a curated record. NCBI's taxonomy places the organism in Eukaryota, Fungi, Ascomycota, Sordariomycetes, Hypocreales, Nectriaceae. Bases 1 to 1041 code for a protein of 346 amino acids. The transcript has a single exon.
AUGGACUCCAUUUAUCUGCCAACUUGUGGCAUCAUUCUUGAUCCUCAACAUCUUCCUUUUUCUCCCUUCAACUUCACCAAUUGCACCUACGCAAUGACGGGCCGUGGGCGCGCAGGGAACCCAGUUCCCAAACUCCCCAGACCAGAUGCCACCCUCGACAUUCGCCCAGUCCCGAGAGAACGGCACUUUGACGUUCGUUCCAUCGGCCCAGGCGCUUCCCCUGAUAUCCACCAGACUGUCCGAUCCGUCGAAGAGUUGGAGCGAGAUCUCGUCGUGCCCGAAUAUAGUGGUCAACGCUGCCAUUCGGAAGAGUCGCGGGAUCAAGCUGUUCGCGAGUUUCUUGACCACGUCAUAUCUGACGGCCAAACCGAUUUCCGCAACGAAGAUGAAUUCACACCCGAAGUGACCUGGGGGUUUUGCAUCUUUGUCACGAGCUACUCGAAAGAGGCUCAGAAGAACCUGGAUUCAGCCGUGUUGAUGCUGGUCAAGAUUGUAGGCCGCUACUUUCGUGAGAACACCAGUCCUGAAUUCGCUACGUUUGGGCAGGAGGCUUUCAAGAGAUUCAAGUUGGACUUGUUCGAGAACAAGGAGUUGCUCGAACAUGCCUCGGACGACCGUGUCAGAGAAGAGUUCAACGCGUAUGUAAGGAGCUUACAUCUCUGGGAUGACGGCUACGAUCCAGAUGUAAACCGCGCUCGAUACUACCGCGACAAUCUCAACAGACCUCCCGGAAACAGUCGACUCAAGUUUUGCAUUGUCUUGGACGAAGCCAAGAUCAACGAGCUGGCCGCCUUCAAAUUCCCCAUCAAUCCCAAGGAGGACGAUCGAUCACUUCGCAAGGUCAGCGUCAAGAUCAUCUGUCGUAGUUGGAGUUACCCAGAAGAGCCAAACUGCGAGACGGGCUACUUUGAUGGUUCGACUCGGAAGUUCUUCUCUGGUAUCGACCAGCUGCCGCUCAACCGUCUCGUAGAGGUGUACGAGAGAUUGUCUCACUGGCACGUUGAUGAGAUGUUUCCCAUGUUCAAGUUUCUAGAUAUAUGA